Molecule: messenger RNA, 2616 nt
Organism: Pomacea canaliculata
Lineage: Eukaryota; Metazoa; Mollusca; Gastropoda; Architaenioglossa; Ampullariidae
Product: 8-oxo-dGDP phosphatase NUDT18-like
Exons: 8
Coding region: 445-1422 (325 amino acids)
Molecular function (GO): magnesium ion binding; 8-oxo-dGDP phosphatase activity; 8-oxo-GDP phosphatase activity
Source: RefSeq, a predicted model, not a curated record
ACCCUCCCUGUGAACUUUCAGAGUGGACAUUGUAAACAUGUCGACUUAAAAAUAUGGAAAAGACUUCCGGCUUUUUCUUAAAACAGACUAAAGCGUUGUGUAUGUUUAGUUGCCAGGGACAGGGUGUAGCAAUAAUAGUAGCAGUGUGCGGUGGCAGUGCAGGCGAUAGCGGCUAACAGUUUAACGACUCGCUAAAACAAAAGUGACCGUGCUGUUGCUCGGCAUUUUCACAAGUUAAAAGGUCACGCACCACCACAGCUGAGACCCAUAGCUACACAUACAAAGCCAGAAACGUGAAGUUGCAGACGACUAGUGUAGCAGAUAUCAAAUUUCUGAGGAUUAUAUAAUUGCUGUAGAACAGUUAAUAUACAGCAGGACAUGAACAAAUAAAAGAAAAUUCCUCUGUAAACUUGCGACAGUACAAGGUUCCAGGCAUAUGACACAAUGACAGAGGCAUUGGAGGCAGACCUGAGAAAGAUCUUAGCCUCUCAACCAGUCCCUAUUGAUGUUAUAGACUGUCAAAGAAAUGAAGAAAUGAGCAUCAUUCCUGUGACCAAAGAAUCUAUAUGUUAUAUCGUCGCCGUCAUAUUGUUCAAUGACGCUGGACAAGUGCUCUUGGUUCAAGAGGCCAAGCGUCAGUGCUAUGGCAUGUGGUAUUUACCAGCUGGUAGACUGGAGCGCAAUGAAAACUUUGUGGAUGGAGCAAAACGAGAAGUAAAAGAAGAAGCUGGUCUUGAGUGUGAGGUGACUUCACUAAUCUCAGUCCUUUGCAUAAAAGCUACCUGGAUGAGAUUCACUUUCACUGGUGAAAUCACAGGUGGAAAUUUAAAGACAACAGCACAAGCAGACAAAGAGUCUCUUCAAGCUCAGUUUUAUGAUCUGCAAGACAUUUACAGCAGGAAUGUUAAACUGAGGGCUACAGAUAUCAUCCCAUUGCUCCAUCAGGCUGAAAAAUACAGAGGGGCUGCAAGCUCUGUGCCACUUCAUCCAUCUCUGCUGCCAACCAUUGCUCCACAUUCACAUGUGCUGCAACGCCCAGUCAUUGUUGCAGAGAGAGCUGGUGAUAAAAGAUUAUACAUUUUGGCAAGUUUUACAGGAGCUGUACAUAUACCUGUGAUUGCUGUUUCAUUAGAAGAAGUUUCUCUUCUUGUCAGUAUCUUCCAUAUUCUGAAGAAAGACUUGUCAAACACUCCAUCAUGGACAGUCUGUGGACUACUUAGUGUGGAGCACUGUGGAAUCGUGGACAGCAAACAUGAUGGCCUUUGUCUCACAUCACUUAUCAGUUAUUCUGUACCAGCUGAUACUGAGCUCCCUAAGGUCAAUGACUCGAAUUUCCAGUGGAUUUCUCUCACAGACCAGGAUCUCGUGACUGAAAUGCAUAAGAGAUUGUCAGGCUAUAUAGUUCCACUAUCACUCUCCUAAUGUGUAAACUUGGAAUGAAACAGCCUUCUGAAUGAGUUAAGACGAAAGGAGAAGUAUGAAGAGGCUGUGUUUUUGAUGUACAUUUUGUCAUAUUUAUUUAUUUUAGAAGUAAAAGCAUAAGCUGGAUCUCAUAAUUUAAAAAAAAAACAAAAACGAUGUCUGCCUUAUGUGUAUAGAUGUCAAUGUAUUUUAUCUACGGAUAGACUACAGUAGAUCAAAUGUUGCCGUACCUUGACUGAUACUAAAUCUAAAAUUUUGUGGGUUACAUAUUAACAGAUUCUGCACGCUGACAUAUGCAUGUCUCAGUAAAUCAUAUUUUACAACUUGUUAUUGAUGGAGAAAUUGUAGCCACACUGUCAUUAGAACAGCAUCAUAAUCAGUCAAUGAAACAGAUGUAGGCAUAGUAGAGGGCUAUGAAGCCUGGCAGUUAUUUUGCUCUGUAGAUGUCAGGGCCAGGGCUUGCUCAAGCCUGAGAUUGAAAAACUCUCCCUGCCAAACUAGCAGUGGUCUGGCGGAAACGGAUCUUAGAUUCAUCAGGGAAUUAGAGGUAGCUGGAGGAAAGAGUUGAGCAUCACUAUGUGCCCUUGCAACAGGCUUAUGGAAUUCUUUACCUUUUAUCUUACUAAAAUGCUUAUACAUACAUAGAGUUGGGUGGAGGAGUAGGUGAAUAGAGAGAGAAUAUUAAAAAAUUAUGCAAAAUUAUAUAAAAAUAUUGAGGUUGUAUAUUAUUCAGUUAAAUGUAAUUAAUAUGUAUAAUAAUAUAUAUAUAAUUAAUAUGCAAAUAUGCAUUAAUUAGUAUUACUUGUGUGUUUGUACAUAAAUGUUAGUUUCUUUAAUUCAAUGUUUUUAUACAUUAAAAUAUGUAAUAUAUAAAUUUUUGUGAUAUCUCUGGAAAUUGCUGAAAUGCUGGUUAAGCUGCAAUUUCACUUCAGGUUUUAAAAGACAAGCAGUUUCUUUUAUUACAGUUGAUGCUUUUUUGCUCUAAGAGUGUUUUUGUUCAUGAUGAACAAAAGGGAGUAUGAUGUCAGCAGUUUUACAAUUAUAAGCCUGUUUUUAAUUGUUGUUUCAGACUAAUAGGUGAUGUCAGGUGUGUUAGAUACUAGGAUGUCUAUUAUCAACAUGAUUCAGCUUUUUUAAUUAAAAAAAAAUCUCUUGAAGUCUUGCAUGAUUAACUGUAAUGAUUUUUAAGUUUGA